AUGGAAAAAAAAAAAAAUAGUAGAAAAUCUUCUAUACUUAGCGAAAAAUUAAAUUUUAAUAAAUCUUAUUUAGAUUUAAGCAACUAUAGCAAAGUAAAUUAUAUUAAACAAAAUUCAAUUAACAAUACAAGUGAGAUUUGCGAAUUCUUCACUAGCAUAACAAGUAAUCAAAAAGAUUUAAACAAAAGAUAUGAGCAAUUAUUUUCAUUAAUUAAGAAGUUUGGAAAAGAAAUAAAAUAUUUGCUUAACAAAAAUGAUGAAUAUAAUAAUUUACUCAUUGACACAAAUGAAUAUAUAAAAAAAAUAAAAACAAAAUUAAAUAACUCUUCAUAUAAUGAUUUUGAAAAUAUUGAAAUAGAAUUAUGUGAGGAUACAAAUAAUAUUGAUAUAAUAGCAAAAUUAAUUGCUCAUCUUUUCAAAGUAGUUGAUUAUUACAGCAAAAAUUCUUAUGAAUGGAAUAGAAAAAUAGAUGAUUUAAAAAGAGGCAUGGGCAACAAAGAGGCCUAUACGAAUUUAGAAAGAAAAUUAACUUUAAAAAAUGAAGAACUAAAAAAAGAAAUGGUUAAUAAUAUGAGUUCAUUAAAAGAGCAGCAAGAUUUAAAAAUAAAAAUUAAAGAAGAUAGAAAUGUUUACAGAAAGGAUUUACAACAUAUUUAUCAAAAAUUGUUAUAUUUUAUUUUAAAAUUUUUAUUGAGAGAUAAAAAAUAUAAAAUACAAAGGCUUUAUUUCAUUACUUGGUUAAAUGUUGUGAAGAAUAAAAAAGAAGCAACUAAUAGAAUAAUUAAAUCCUUAUGUAAGAAAGAAGAGUAUUUAUUAUCAUAUUGUUUAAAAAAAUUAAAGAAUAAUUGCUAUGAGAUACAUUUAACGGAAAAAAUUGCCUCUAUGCUAGAUAUUUAUAUAAAUGAUAGUAAAGCAAACUAUAGUUGCAUUGAUAAUAUUCAAAAAAGUAACAAGAGCAAUAUAUAUUUAGAUUUAGUUAAUAGUAAUAAAACGAAAAAAAGUAAUUUAUCAAUUAAUUAUGAUAAUUCUAAUAAUAAUAAUAGAACAAAAAAAAGUGAUGCUUCAAUAUAUUAUAGUACUAUUAAUAAUAAUAAAAUAAGAAAAAGUGAUGCAUCAAGUACUUAUAAUGAUUUUGAUAAUAUUAAAAAAAAAAAAAGUGAUAUAACAAAAUUAUGUAAUGAAAAAAAUAAUGAAAAUGAUUAUGAUGUAAAUAAUUCCUUAUUUGAUACUAGAAGUGAAUCAAAUUACAAUGUAGAAAAAGUAUAUGAUAAAUUUCUUUAUCAAAUUAAAGAUAAAGCUGAUAAAAAAAAUGUAGAUAUAUUACAUCAAACUAUAAAAAAGUUAAAUUAUAAAAUAACAGAAAUAAAAAACACAUUAGAAAUGCAAAAGAAGAUAAACGACGAAUUAUUUAAAAGCAUGUCAUUAGAUAAAAAUUCUUUAAAUCACAAAAAUAGCAUAAACAACAAAUUGUCGGAAACAGAUUAUAAUACUUCAGUUGAUAAUAAUGAGUCAUUAAACCUUCUUUCGGAAAAAACCUUAAGUGAGUAUUUAUUAAACAAGAAUACGUCAAGAAAUAUGAGUAAAAAUAAUAAUUUAGACAGAAAAUAUAUUAUAAAAAAAAAUAAUGAAGAUGAUAAAAUGUUUAGACAUGACAGAAAAAAAAACUCGGAUGAUUUAUCAAAAAAGAACAUAAAUGAUAAUAAAGAAAAAUGGAGUUUAAAUAGUGAAUAUUUCAAAAAUAAUUCUACAGAUACAUUAAAUGUUGACAAUAAUUACUUAAAUGAAAGAAAAUUCAAAGAUAACAUAAAUAAUUUAUAUAUACAAAAUGGAAAUAAUAAUAAUAAAAAAGAUGUUAAUGAUAAUAAUUCCCCAUCUAAUAUUAAGCUCAUCUUGAGGACAGGAGGAGGUUUUAGAAAACUAAGCGAGAAUGAUCAAAAAAAUUAUAUAGAAAAAAUAAAUUUCUUGAAUGAUAAUAAUUUAUUAGGUUAUGAAACAAAUUUAAAUAUUAAAAUAAAGGGACCUCCAUUUUUUCAAAAUUUGCCAAACAAUAAUCAAAAGACAUUCAAAAAAGAAAAAAGGCAUAGAUCUCUUUCUAAAUUUUAUAAUAUGCAUUAA
Messenger RNA from Plasmodium relictum, 2115 nucleotides. Its product is annotated as conserved Plasmodium protein, unknown function. The record is from RefSeq and is a predicted model, not a curated record. The transcript is spliced from 2 exons. The coding region runs from base 1 to 2115 and encodes 704 amino acids. Lineage: Eukaryota; Apicomplexa; Aconoidasida; Haemosporida; Plasmodiidae.